UGUCCGUGUGGACAUAUUCGAGUUCGAACGUCGACCGAGUUCGGAGCUUGGAAGUGAAAGGGCACGGAGCAGAGAGUCGCGGAAGAACAGGAACACGGAGUCUGACAGAGUUGAGAGAAGAGAGGGAAGAUGAAGAAGGCGCAACUGGAGUUGCCGGCGGGGUUCAGGUUCCACCCCACGGACGACGAGCUGGUGAACCAUUACUUGAUCCGCAGGUGCGCUUCCCAGCCCAUCACCGCCCCCAUCAUCGCCGAGAUCGAUCUCUACAAGUUCGACCCUUGGGACCUUCCAGAAAUGGCUCCCUACGGCGAAAAAGAAUGGUACUUCUUUUCUCCCAGAGAGCGCAAGUACCCCAAUGGGUCGCGGCCGAACCGGGCAGCCGGAACUGGGUAUUGGAAGGCGACCGGGGUCGAUAAGCCGAUCGGCCACCCAAAGACGCUCGGCAUAAAGAAGGCGCUAGUGUUUUACGCCGGGAAAGCUCCAAGAGAUGAAGUGAAGACCAAUUGGAUCAUGCACGAGUAUCGCCUUGCCAACGUCGAUCGAUCCGCCAGCAAGAAGAACAACUCGAGGCUUGACGAUUGGGUUCUAUGCCGGAUAUACAACAAGAAGGGCACCAUGGAGAAGCAUUUCCCCGUCACGCACAACAAACCGGCAGAGUUCCGGGGAAUGGAGACCAAGCCGCAGAUUGUUAUGCCAGCGGUGCUGAACCCAUACACACCUCCACGAUACGGGCAUUUACCAAUGACCACGGAUCACAUGUUCAUGGACUCGUCGGAGUCGGUGCCGAGGCUGCACGCGGAUUCUAGCUGCUCGGAGCACGUGGUGUCCCCGGAAAUGGUGUGCGAGAAGGAAGUGCAGAGCAAGGGGAAGUGGAACGAUUGGGGGAAGGCCCUCGAUGUCCAGUUCGGUUCGAUGGAUAACUUCUUGGACGAUGCAUUCGCGCAAGGACAGUUUCAGUUGGCUCAGUUCUCGCCUCUUCGGGACAUGUCCAUGCACUUGCAGAAGCCAUUCUAAAAGACUGUAGCAAAAUCGUUUCGAUAUUUUAUUUAGUGAAAGAUUAUUUCAAUUAUUAUUCUCGUGGUUAAUUCAA
This is a messenger RNA of Syzygium oleosum, 1090 nucleotides long. Its product is annotated as NAC domain-containing protein 2-like. Bases 130 to 1014 code for a protein of 294 amino acids. Lineage: Eukaryota; Viridiplantae; Streptophyta; Magnoliopsida; Myrtales; Myrtaceae. Gene Ontology annotation, biological process: regulation of DNA-templated transcription. The record is from RefSeq and is a predicted model, not a curated record. The transcript is spliced from 3 exons. Gene Ontology annotation, molecular function: DNA binding.